Molecule: messenger RNA, 747 nt
Organism: Glossina fuscipes
Lineage: Eukaryota; Metazoa; Arthropoda; Insecta; Diptera; Glossinidae
Gene: CHMP2B
Product: charged multivesicular body protein 2b-B
Exons: 1
Coding region: 96-734 (212 amino acids)
Biological process (GO): protein transport; endosome transport via multivesicular body sorting pathway; late endosome to vacuole transport
Cellular component (GO): ESCRT III complex; multivesicular body
Source: RefSeq, a predicted model, not a curated record
AUUAUUCGUCUGAGUUUUGGUCUGAUUUAAUGUAAUUUGUGAUUCAUCUUGAGAAACUUUUUUUAAAUUCAAAGUGACAUCAUAACCUCUGAAAAAUGUUUAAUAACUUAUUUGGAAAAGCUCCGACUUUAAAGGAACAACAGCGUGAAAAUGAUAGGAAUCUAAGAAAAGCAACCAGAGAUAUUGAACGUGAACGUCGGAAAUUAGAAGAGGAGGAGAAAAAAUUAGAGCAAGAAAUACGGAAAAACGCCGCCCAAGGCAACAGUGAUGUAUGUCGGAUACUUGCAAAGCAAUUAGUUGAAAUACGUAAGCAAAAAGCACGAACAUUCGCAGCCAACAGCAAAAUAACUUCGAUUGGCUACCAGAAUAAAACAAUUGGUACUAAUGUGGCUUUAAGUAAUGCAAUGGGCACAACAGCUAAAACUAUGGCCGAAAUGAAUAAAGUCUUGAGACCGGAAGGCAUAGCUGCGAAUGUUAGAGACUUUCAACAGGCCAAUAUGAAAAUGGAAAUGACUGAUGAAAUGAUUAAUGAUACAUUGGAUGAAAUGCUUAAUGAUUCCGAUGACGAACAAGAAACUAAUGCUGUAGUCAACAAAGUCUUAGAUGAAAUUGGCAUCGAAAUUUCGGGUAAAAUGGCUAAUAUACCGGCUGCCGGUUCAAGUGAUUUAGAAGUGAAAGAUAUACGAACUGAUAAAGACAUAGCAGAACAAUUAGCUAAAUUAAGAUCAACGUAAGAAUAUGUAUUAU